AUAUGUGUUUGCCUGGUGUCUCGUGUUUAUGGUUCUGGAUGCUUUCUGUUUUGCACUUUAUAAAUAUCCACCUUUGCCUCCAUUACAUGAAAAUUACUAUAGUUUACAAUUUUUUUUUUUUCCAUUCAUCUUUGUGAUGGAUUUUUGUGGAUGAGGUGGAUCCGGAGAUGAUCCCAGGAACACGAGGUGUGAAGUCUGUAUUCUGCUGAGGAUAUUCUGAAUUCAUUUAAGGAUCGCAACAUGGCCAUGUGACUACUGUAUCGGCUCUGCAUCAACCAAAUACGACCAAGAGCAUACUCGUGGAAGGAGAAACAUAGACUAAUACAAGUCAUGGAGGUUCAAGACGUUGUGGCAAACAAAGAUGCCCAUAUAGUGAUUUUACAGAAGAAGAUCCAGUCUGCAAAAACCCCUGAGGAAAAAGAAAGAUUUGAGAAGCAAAAGUUUGAGCUCCUGCAGGGAAGAGAGAUGGUCAUAAACUCUAUGAGGCAAAUAGUGACGAAGUGCACAGACUCCGCUGAAGUUACCGAACGGGUUUUGCACGGAAAAAGCCGAGCCUACUCAAGCCUGGAAUAUAAGGAAGUUGCCGAAUACUACAAAGAAAAGUGCUUUGACUGGCAUGACACAAAGUAUCAGUCUGCAAUGGAGCAUCUGUACCUCUUCGCUAACCUGCUUGAGGAGAAAGUUACAGUGGAACGGAUUAAGAAAGCAAUUGAUGAAGUGGGUGUUGCCAUGAAAGCCAAAAAGGAAGAGGAGAUGGAGCAGUAAAAAAGAAAAAGAAAAGGAAAAAAAAUUGAAACUGAAAGCAAAAGAAAAUGGCCACACCAAGAAUGAGUGAAAUGGUCUCAAUUUUUUCAAAUAUAUAAAGGACAGGAUGGCUUAUGGAAAAAUCUUUUCCAGACUGCUACUUCAAUAUUAAUAACUACCUUAGUACAUAUUAUUUUAGCACUACCCUUGCUGCUCUUAUGAUUACGUUACUAACUUUUGCUUGAAAGUGCACAUGCUUUUGCUGCAAGCUAAUCUUACUGAGGCUUAACCUUACACUUCAAAGUGCAGGCCUGACUAAAGGAAGACAAAAACAAAAGCUAGUUUAAAAAAAAUUUAACUAAGAUACUUUGUAGUUUUCAAUUAGACAUUUGCAUUUUUCACUUUGAUUUACUGAGGUCAAGCAACCACAUGUUUUUCUUUAAAUGACUCACUGUAAUGAGUUGGCUUUCUUCUGUCAUAGUAUCAUGAAUAUAACAGUUUAGAACAUUACAUACAUGGCUGUGUUUAAAAUAAUAGUGGAUUUAAAUCCACAGAAGAGAUUGGAGAAGUGUGAAAGUUUUAAAUAAAUCAUAAUGAAGAAA
Messenger RNA from Pangasianodon hypophthalmus (striped catfish), 1346 nucleotides. Its product is annotated as legumain. The transcript has 7 exons. The record is from RefSeq and is a predicted model, not a curated record. The coding region runs from base 331 to 765 and encodes 144 amino acids. NCBI's taxonomy places the organism in Eukaryota, Metazoa, Chordata, Actinopteri, Siluriformes, Pangasiidae.